AUGUCAGACAUCAGUAUCAAUUCCACAUUUAGGAAAACUCUAAUUGAGUUAUGCGAAACUGCAACAUGGAUAACUUCGCAAAUUUACGCUGCUAAAGACUUGGAGAAAAACGAUCUAAUCACAGUAGAUAAUAAAAUAAGCGCAUUGUAUCCCAUUGCAGAAAAAUACGAUAGAUCAUUUAGAACUACUACGGUAAUUCUGGACGAGGAACUUAUUUUAAAAUUGGAAAAUGCAGCAUCAAGCCUAUGGAAUUCUUUGACCAUUGCCAUGAAAGCUGAAAAGGCAUCAGACAAAUACGUUAAAGAAGUCUUCUGUAAAUGUAAAAUCUUUGCAACUAAGCUUCUAUCCAUCCAUGAAGCUUUGUUUCGAACAAAUACCAAUCUCUUAAGGAAUUUUAAAUGCUAUGUCGGUUCUUUUAAAACCGCUAGUGAACACCAUUUCAAAGAUUUAAUAACCAACACACAACAGCAUUCGGAAAAAUACUUACAGAUAAUCAAUGAACAUGAGGAGAAUUUUUCCAUCGAGGAAAAAACUGAAUUCAAAAAAUUGACAUUCGAGUUUUAUUUAGUGAACUUCCAACUUUGCCUUUCAGAGAAUGAUCUAGAUACUGCAAAAAUUUACACUUCAAAAGUCAACAUCAUGGAUAAUUUCAAAUUUAUGGACGCAGAUUUGCUGAUUGAAUUAUGUAGGAUGAUCUAUAACUCCACAAUUUUGUUGAAAGAGAGUGAUAAUCUUGAAACCCAACAAAUACAGAUAAGUAUAGUCUCUUUUCUGAAAGAUGUGGAGAAAUAUUUAGAGUUGCCUGUGGAGAAUUUAAAAUGCCAUAAUGAUUAUAGCAAUUUGAGAUACUCGGUUUUGAGUUUCAUGGCAAAUUGUUUGGUCGAAGCCUAUCCACAAGCCUCUGAACUCGAACAAUGUGAUCAUUAUUUAAGCCUUUUACAAAAUGACUAUCCAAACAAGGUGGAUUCUUUCGCAUUGGCUAUUAAGUUCGUCAAUAGGAAAGAUAUUACAAAUCCUGCGGAAGUUAUAGAAGAAAUCCUUAUGCGAAUGAUAAUGUCGGUAGAUGUGAAAGCAAAUUUUCAAAUGGUCAUUGCCUCCAUCAAUGAUUUGUCAGAAAUGGACACAAAACUAUCUAUCGUGUGUCUUGAUUAUUUGCUAGUCAAUAAACUAGAUUCCAAAAAUGAUAGAAAGAUCUUGGAAAAGGCAAUUUGCUCCAGAUUCUUAAUUACAACGCAAUCUAAAACAAUGAAUGAUUUGGAAAUUGCGGAAAGCUUAGAUGAUUUUUCUACUCAGAUUGAAAGGAUAGUUUCUGAGCCCCUCUCCAAACAUUCUAUCUCUUGUAUAAUAACGCUAUUAUGGAAUGCCGGGAAAAAAUUGGAAAAGAUGGAAAAGUAUGUUGAUAGUAUCAGGUUUUACAAAUUGGCACUCAAGGAUAUCAUUAGUCAAAAUUAUUCUGAUCGGGGAAAAAUACAAAGAGCUCUACAGGUUGCGUAUAAUAAAAUUCAAGAUUUUUCCAAUACGUUAAAAGUUUACCAACAUAUGGAUGAAGCGGACAAACAAUCUCCACUGUGUCAACUUCUCAUGUUGCAGGCCUUUUUGGCAAAUGAUAAAAUGCAUGAGGCGCUUACGUGUCUUCAGAAGAUAAAGUCAUCUGAAGAUGAAAAAAGUACAGAUGCUCUCAUACUGGCAGUGGCAGAAUGCAAACGGAAAACAGACCUGUCCGUUCAAGGUCUUUUGAUGCUCUUUGAUAAACUGCAAUCCAAGAACUAUUCACAAAAUGUAUCAUCUACAUCGAGUUCUCAGACAUUGAGCAUCCUGAGAUAUACUUUACAGAUGAUUGUCAAAGUAUCAGAGGAGGAAUCUAUAGAAACUUUCGUUAAUUAUUUGUCGACUGUGCAGAAACUCUUACAAAAGGCUGUCGAGUUUCUAAAAACUGUAAAAUUGCUAAGUGGUUUACCGUCGGAGAUUGAAAAGGAGGCAAUAUAUCAACAACCAGUGACUGUAAAUGAGAUCGAGUGGUUUGCCUCUUUCUCAUACAAUGUCGCUGUAAAAUGCUUAACAAAUGAGUCAGUUGAAUCUAUUUCUCAAUUUCCCCACUAUUGCGUUCAAUUUAUUGAUCUUAUUCCUAUUCAAGAUUUCACCUUCCCAAAAAUGUAUCACUUUACAUAUUGGAAGUUUAAAGCUAUUAUCUUACAGUUGACAAUAUCCAAAAAAGAAGUCGUGCUAGAUCAACAUCAACAAAAUCGUGACAUUCAUGAAAAGUCAGGCGAGUUGGUUAACAACAUCAACAUUGUGAAGAAAAGUUCAGAAUUCAAAGAUGGGUCAUCAACAGAAGACAGAAAUACAUUAAAUGAAUGUUUUCUGGAAGCAUUAUCAAUACACAUGGAAAGUGCAUUGACAAUGACCGAUCAAACUAGGAUUUUAGACAUACUAAAGAAAACGGAAUUAUAUCAAGAUAGCCGCGUGGAUGCGCUAUUGAUUGAUAUCUCAUCGAAUAUGGAAGGACUACCAAGAGGAGUUCUAGUACAGAUAGUAGAAACAGUACUAAACAGAAACAUAGGUACUGAAAUAAGGGAGCAAGAACUCUGUAGCUGGCUGCGAAUUUUGCUGGAAAAUGCAAUCAAUCUUAACCACAAAGUAGAACUGCACAUACUGGAGAGAGUUGGUAAAUUUCUAAAUAUAAACCAAUCAAGUUUUCAAGAUACAGAUGGUGCACUUCAAACAGAAUUAGAAACUAUAGCUACUUACUGUUGGAACAUCGGCGUCAACUACAUAAUCAAAGAUGACAAAAGUAACGGAAUUACUUGGUGUAAACACUCAAUGGGAUUCGCUAACAUGGUAAAUAAAGGCUUGCAGAAUCAAUUGUACUCAUUAUGGGAAUCCUUAGCAACUUCAGCAAAUAUUGACGUCAAUAGCAUUUCUAAAUAA
Saccharomyces mikatae IFO 1815 is the source of this 2928-nucleotide messenger RNA. RefSeq names its product Spo22p (gene SPO22). Gene Ontology annotation, biological process: meiotic cell cycle; regulation of synaptonemal complex assembly. The transcript has 2 exons. The record is from RefSeq and is a predicted model, not a curated record. Gene Ontology annotation, molecular function: protein binding. Lineage: Eukaryota; Fungi; Ascomycota; Saccharomycetes; Saccharomycetales; Saccharomycetaceae. Bases 1 to 2928 code for a protein of 975 amino acids.